AUGGUAAUUGUUCAAUUUUUCUUCCCGCCCCCACCUGCAGAGUACUGCCUUGUGGGCUUGCAACUGUCGCCCCUAUCUCAUGCCUCUACCUCUCAUCCUCGCUUCCAUUCCUCUCCAGGUUUGUGCCAUGCCGUCAUUUGCUCCAGCAAUGACGAAGAGCAUGAUGCUGCUGAAGCAUUGGAGAGAAUGCCACAUGCCGAUGUUGAAGUUGUUGCCACUGUCGCUGUUGCUAAAGAGCGCACGCAAAAAGAAGAAGUUGCUGCCGCUGUCGCCGUUGCCAGAGAGCACGUGCAAAAAGAAGUUGUUGCCACUGUCACCGUUGCUAAAGAGCACGUGCAAAAAGAAGAAGUUGUUGCUGCUGUCGCCGUUGCCAGAGAGCACGCACAAAAAGAAGUUGUUGCCACUGUCGCCGUUGCUAAAGAGCAUGCGCAAAAAGAAGAAGUUGUUGCCGCUGUCGCUGUUGCCAGAGAGCAUGCACAAAAAGAAGUUGUUGCCGCUGUCGCCGUUGCUAAAGAGCACAUGCAAAAAGAAGUAGUUGUUGCCGCUGUCGCCAUUGCUAGAGAACACACACAAAAAGAAGUUGUUGCUAAAGUGCACGUGCAAGAAGUCGUUGUCGCCGCCGCCGUCACCCCUGUAUACACGCAAGAAGCCGAAGAAGAAGUUGUUGUCGCUGUCUCUGCUGCCCCCAUGCACGAGCAAGAGGAAGACAAAGAGGAGGAAGAAGAAAAGGAUGUAGAAAUGGAUGAGGUACAAGACGACGAGAAAGAAGAGGACGUUGAAGUCGCGUUCAUUACGCCUACCACCGCCAUCACCACAGUUCACCACCACCAACUUUGCCGUCACCAACCUUCUCAUGAUCCGCCCACUACUACUGUUCCUUUCACCAUUACUGCCUCCCGCCGUCAUCCUCACUUCCGCCGCCGCACCCAUUCCAUGCUUUUCUGCCCUUAUCCUCGCGCUCCUCGUCAUUACCGCCGCCGCCACUCUUCCAUCUACCUUUCACUUCGCUCUCUUAUUGCUGCCUCCCGGGGGGAAACCCUUAGUGUUAUGAUUUUAGUGAAAUAA
Messenger RNA from Zychaea mexicana, 1065 nucleotides. RefSeq lists its product as uncharacterized. The record is from RefSeq and is a predicted model, not a curated record. The transcript has a single exon. Bases 1 to 1065 code for a protein of 354 amino acids. NCBI's taxonomy places the organism in Eukaryota, Fungi, Mucoromycota, Mucoromycetes, Mucorales, Lichtheimiaceae.